This is a messenger RNA of Saimiri boliviensis boliviensis (Bolivian squirrel monkey), 309 nucleotides long. Its product is annotated as oocyte-secreted protein 4B. NCBI's taxonomy places the organism in Eukaryota, Metazoa, Chordata, Mammalia, Primates, Cebidae. The record is from RefSeq and is a predicted model, not a curated record.
AUUAUCUUCACCCCCACUUCUUGUGGGAUAAAGUAAAUGAUGUUCCAAAGAAAUGAUGUUGCCACAUUAUAAGAGAUCAGUUACAGAACAAGGCUGCAUACUACCUACAAAUUUCCUGUGGUUUGCUUUGUGAAAAGGGUUAAAUUCCCAUCUGUGAUACAUUUUGGAAUGAAUGGGCUUGAUGCCAACACCUUAAAAGAUAUCCCUCAAAAAUCAAAAAGACAAGAGUCACCAGCUCCCACACAAAGUAAAACAUGGGAACCUAAUUUUAACAGGGUUAGUAAGGAGCAACUACCAAUGGGUCACUGA